Messenger RNA from Penicillium subrubescens, 303 nucleotides. RefSeq lists its product as uncharacterized. The transcript is spliced from 3 exons. Lineage: Eukaryota; Fungi; Ascomycota; Eurotiomycetes; Eurotiales; Aspergillaceae. Bases 1 to 303 code for a protein of 100 amino acids. The record is from RefSeq and is a predicted model, not a curated record.
AUGCUUCUGAAGAACGUUCUUGCCACUUUUGCAAUCGCAGGCCUAACUGCUGCUUCUCCUGUCGACGGAAUUGAAGCAAGAGCAGUAUCCGGUACUUGCGCGAAGAACGCAAAUGCGUGGUGCUGUGCCACUGCAUUUCCUUUCAGCAUUUUCUUUAUCCAGAAAGUUGGUUCGAAUUGUGUCCGGCCCUCCGGAAGUGGACCUAGUUAUAGCUGUUCCAAUAAACCAGGAAGACCUAAUUUCCUUUGCUGUGACAACAAUGAGCUUACAGAUGAUAAAGGUGGUGUCGUUUGUGUUGUCUAA